GGUGAUUAAAUGUUGAUUACUGAUGAUUUAUUAUUGGAUCCUGAUCGUGUCUGAAUGUAGCUCCAUAAUGAGCUAGCUGGAAGAAAGUUAAUAAUAAAAUACUAGUUAAAUAAGAAGUAGUUGGUGGAUGUGAGCAUGCGCGGCGUGUGACCAGUCCUGUGACUGGUGGGAUGUUCGGUUCUUUUCUGAGAGUCUGAUAUUUUAGCCCAACUCAGUAAAUACACCUGGUUUUGAGCUGAUGAGCCUCUUUGCAUUCAGCGUUUUUAUGAGAAGCCUAAAAAACUUUUAAAAGUGCAGCUGGACUUGUUGAGUUUAGAAAAGACGGGCGGUUUGUCCUCUGUCCCUGUGAAUGGUCGAGACCCAUCAUCAGUCAUAUGUGUCAAUGGGGUCGAAGCUUAUUGGGAACAGAAGGCCUCAGCGGCUUCCUCUGUCCCCGUGAGGAUGAGGAGGAUGCUGCAGCAGGUGGCGGUAGUCGGAGCCGGAGCCGCCGGACUCUGUGCAGCCCGACACAUCCUGUCCCGUCCGACCCGCUUCGCCCCCCCCGUGGUUUACGAGCUCAGCGACGAGGUCGGAGGAACCUGGCGCUACGAAGAACGGGUCGGAGCCUCCGACACCGGGCGGCCGGUCCACAGCAGCAUGUACCGGGACCUCAGGACCAACCUGCCCAAGGAGGUGAUGAUGUUCCCUGAUUUCCCGUUCGACCCCCAUCUGAGCAGCUUCCUGCCCCAUCAGGAGGUCCAGAGGUACCUGGAGAGAUACUGCCAGAGCCACCACAUCCGGCCUCACAUCCGGUUCAACACCGUGGUGGAAACCGUGAAGCCUGUCGUCAUGACGACGGAGGGCGGCGAGGAGAAGACGACUUGGGAGGUGACGUCGUCUGAUUGGUCCGGCCGUCAGAAAACAGAGACCUUUGACUCGGUGUUGGUCUGCUCUGGGCACUACUCUGACCCUCACAUCCCCGACAUACCAGGAAUAGACAACUUUAAAGGAAACGUGCUCCACAGUCAUUCAUACCGGUAUCCAGAGCCGUUCUCAGGUCAGUCGGUGGUCGUUCUGGGAGCUAAUGCUUCAGGACUGGACAUCUCCAUGGAACUGGCUAAAGUUGGAGCUCAGGUGACUCUGAGUCAUCAUCAUCCUCGUUUCACGUUUCCUCUUCCUCCAGAGAUCCAGCAGUCCAGUCCAGUGGUGGCGGUGGAGGACGACGGCCGCCUUCGUCUCCAGGACGGCUCGGUGGUCCAGGCCGACGUCCUGAUGUUCUGCACCGGGUACAACUUCAAGUUUCCAUUCCUGGACGGAGCUCAGCUGUCUCUGGAGGUCCAGGACCAGACGGUGUCUCCUCUGUACCGCUUCAUGCUGCCUCCGGCCUUCCCCUCGCUCGUCUUCAUCGGCAUCUGCACCCUCAUCUGUCCCUUCCCCAACUUCAACUGCCAGGUCCAGUUCGCUCUGGCCGUGUUGGACGGUUCUGUCACUUUACCGCCUCGGGCUCAGAUGGAGGACGAGGUCCGAUGGCAGCUCCAGGAGAAACUGGAGAAGGGGGUGAAACAGCGCCACCUGCUGAAGUUGGAUCAGGACCAGUGGGAGUACUGCGACGCGCUAGCUCGCUCCGCUGGUUUCCCCCCGCUGCCUCCGGCCAUGCGCAGUCUGUAUGACGAGGUGUGGCGACAGCACGACAUUCACCCCGAAAACUACCGGAGGCUCAACUACAGACUGAUCAGUGACACCGAGUGGGAGCUGCUCAGUUAAAACACCAGAUGAACAAACAAGUCCUCGAAAGCGUCCGUUGUCGCAACAGACCAUGUUCGGUUUGGAGGUUUGAUUUAACUUCAUUAAAUCAGUUGCACAUGUGUUUAAAUUCACUCUAAUUGUUUUACUAAUGUUGAUGAAGCACUUUUAUGUAUCUAGAUCAGAUGACGUUUCAGCCAUCGGUCUUCAUGUGAUUAUCAGAAACAACACUAACCUACCUCGAUCAGUUCAGUCCUCAGUUUUUAUACAUUUUCUGAUGAAACACUUAAUCAGUGAAGGUUUAUGUUUUUUAGAACGAAUCCUUUACAUAAUUUUCCUAAAAUAAAUAAAUCUACUGAGAUCAAA
Messenger RNA from Mugil cephalus (flathead mullet), 2088 nucleotides. RefSeq names its product flavin-containing monooxygenase FMO GS-OX4-like. The transcript is spliced from 9 exons. NCBI's taxonomy places the organism in Eukaryota, Metazoa, Chordata, Actinopteri, Mugiliformes, Mugilidae. Bases 442 to 1743 code for a protein of 433 amino acids. The record is from RefSeq and is a predicted model, not a curated record. Gene Ontology annotation, molecular function: NADP binding; flavin adenine dinucleotide binding; N,N-dimethylaniline monooxygenase activity.